AACAAGUCCCGAGAGUUAAAAGCUACAAUCGGCCGCUUCUGCCCUAAAUUACGUAACAGUUUUGCUGCCAAAAAUGGGUCUCAAGAGCAACGAGCUGAAUAUCCGCGAGCUGCCACCUGACCUUCUGGAAAGCGCGAUCAAGAACCUUAACGAGGACCCUAAACGAAGGGCAGCCGACGUGCAAGCCAUCAGGGACUGGCUGAAGAAACAGCCACACAUCAAGGGUGACCUUGACGACCAGACCAUCGUGAACUUCCUCCGAGGGUGCAAGUUCAGCUUGGAAAGGACCAAAGAAAAGCUAGACAUGUAUUUCACGAUUAAAUCGGCGGUGCCCGAGUUUUUCGGCGAGCGGGAUUUCAAGUCGAAGAAGAUGGCAGAAAUUUUAGACUUGGCAUUUUACUUUCCCUUACCGGAACCGGACGAUUUAGGAAGAAGGGUUUGUCUGCUUCGUGCUGGACAAAAUGAUCCAAACUUGAUUAAAAUGGAGGAUGUCUUCAAGGCCAAUUUCAUGAUGAUGGACAUGAUGAUCAGGACCGACGAUCGAGCCGUUAUAAACGGGAUUGUAAAUGUUAUGGACAUGGGCAGUUUGUCAAUGGGCCACGUUUCCCAAAUGACACCGAGUUUUGUAAAGAAGGUUACUGUUUGUUCAGAGGAGGGCUACCCUAUCCGCCCAAAGGGUCAGAACUUCAUCAAUACGCCUACCUUUUUUAAUGUGAUUUACAACAUUUUCAACUCUUUUGUUAAAGAAAAAAUCGCAAAGAGGAAUUUUGUGCAUGGGAAGAACAUGGAAUCACUAUAUGAAAAUGUGCCGCAACGACUUCUGCCUACCGAAUAUGGAGGCAAAGCAGGUUCAAUCGCAGAUAUAAAUAAGGCUUACGUGAAACAGUUGCUUGAGUUCAACGACUGGUACAUAAAAGAUGCUAAAAGUGGCGUGGACGAGAAGAAGCGACCUGGCAAGCCGAAAACCUCGCAAGACAUCUUUGGGCUUGAAGGCUCUUUCCGCCAAUUGAACGUCGAUUAAUUUACUUCAAUCGUCAUUUUAUGUUAUAAGAGAAUAAAUGUUGUGUGAUUGUUGAGGAAA
Messenger RNA from Cloeon dipterum, 1081 nucleotides. RefSeq names its product alpha-tocopherol transfer protein-like. Gene Ontology annotation, molecular function: phosphatidylinositol bisphosphate binding. Bases 74 to 1021 code for a protein of 315 amino acids. Gene Ontology annotation, cellular component: membrane. The record is from RefSeq and is a predicted model, not a curated record. The transcript is spliced from 6 exons. NCBI's taxonomy places the organism in Eukaryota, Metazoa, Arthropoda, Insecta, Ephemeroptera, Baetidae.